AUGAAAGCCUGCUCUCCGACAGCAGAGGCACACAGAGCUGCAGGACAGAACCUGGGCUUUAAGAUGUAUCUCUCAGAUCCGACAGAAACUGUAUUGAAGGAAAGUAAAAGUUCGUCCUGGAGCCCCAUCAAUGCAGGAGUACAGAAAGGAAGCGGUCAGAUCCAGCUGUGGCAGUUUCUCCUGGAGCUCCUGUCGGACAGCUCUAAUGUGUCGUGUAUAGCGUGGGAGGGGGCGAGCGGUGAGUUUAAGCUGACCGACCCGGAUGAGGUGGCUCGACGCUGGGGGGCACGCAAGAGCAAGCCCAACAUGAACUACGACAAGCUGAGUCGUGCGCUGCGCUACUACUACGACAAGAACAUCAUGAGCAAAGUCCACGGCAAGCGCUACGCCUACAGAUUUGACUUUCGUGGCCUGGCGCAGGCCUGCCAGCCCUCUUCCACUUCCACUUCCUCCUCUUCUUCCUCUGAAGCUCUUUACACGCUCCACACCAACUUCACUUCCAUUCCAUUCUCAGGAAUCUCCAAGCUGAACCUGGUGGCUCCUGGCGUCGGCCCUCACGGCUUUCCGUACUGGACCGGAUCCGGCCCGGCGCUGUAUCCGAGUCACAGCCUGCAGCCAUCUGCGCAUUUCAGUGCAGCGCACAUCAGCUGUGUGAACAACAUCAACCACCUCAACAACAUCAACAAUCACUAUAACUGAGGGGGCGGAGUCAUCUGCUGUUGGGGUCAGCUAGUCAAUGUGACUGGAUUUGUAGCUAAACCUUAACGACAUUCAGAGUUUUCGCCAUAUUUCUGAUCUUGUCUAACUGACUUGCGCUACUGCUGUGCUAAUAGAUUUUUCUUACCUGUGUCACCAUAAGCAGGGUUAGAAUGAACUCAGAACAUUAGCUAACUCACUGUCACAGGUUUCAUGAACAAUUAACAGUUGCAGGAUCACUAUUUAGCAGAAUAAUUAGUACUAAAAAUGUCAAUUUGCAGACUUUUAGUAGCAUAGCAUUUUGGAUGUAGCAGCAUGCUAUCGAGCUAAACUAUGUGAAAAAAAAUGCUCUGUAGCUCGGUUAGAAAUGUAAUUAUAAACACCUCAUGCACAUUUGUCUGAACAAUAUUCACUAGCAUUUUUAAUGGCUAAAGCAGUUUUAGACAGGUGCAUGCUAAUGAAUGUAGCCUUGUUUCAAAAACUAUAAAUAUGUUGCUAUGGAAACGGUUUGCAGGUUGUUUGUAGCAUGCUGCACUGAUAUUAGCACGCUAGUCCUAGCUGUGGAAUUAAGAUCUGGAACAAAUGAAGAAUUGUAACUGAAUUAUAAACAAAGAUCUAAAGCUGAUGCACUGCUGCUUCUCAUCGAAUUCUACAUUAAUG
Molecule: messenger RNA, 1356 nt
Organism: Clarias gariepinus (North African catfish)
Lineage: Eukaryota; Metazoa; Chordata; Actinopteri; Siluriformes; Clariidae
Gene: fev
Product: FEV transcription factor, ETS family member
Biological process (GO): cell differentiation; regulation of transcription by RNA polymerase II
Cellular component (GO): nucleus
Molecular function (GO): DNA-binding transcription factor activity, RNA polymerase II-specific; sequence-specific DNA binding
Source: RefSeq, a predicted model, not a curated record